Messenger RNA from Oryctolagus cuniculus (rabbit), 3658 nucleotides. It is a transcript of the gene ZNF449, whose product is annotated as zinc finger protein 449. The record is from RefSeq and is a predicted model, not a curated record. Gene Ontology annotation, molecular function: DNA-binding transcription factor activity, RNA polymerase II-specific; RNA polymerase II cis-regulatory region sequence-specific DNA binding. Gene Ontology annotation, biological process: regulation of transcription by RNA polymerase II. Lineage: Eukaryota; Metazoa; Chordata; Mammalia; Lagomorpha; Leporidae.
UCCGCAACGCGGUCGCGCGCCUGCGCCUUGUGCAGUUGCGGGUGAGCUUGGGAGAACCGUGGGCGCUGAGGCGCUGCAGGUGACUCCCACAAGGAUUACAGAGAAAAAGAAUUUGUAAACUGAGAUCUCAGGCGAUGGCUGUGGCCCUGGGUUGUGCAAUCCAGGCCUCCUUGAAUCAGGGCUCUGUGCUUCAAGAGUAUGACACUGAUUGCGAAGUGUUCCGGCAGCGCUUCAGGCAAUUCCAGUAUAGAGAAGCAGCCAGUCCUCAUGAAGCUUUCAACAAACUCUGGGAGCUUUGCUGUCAAUGGCUGAAGCCAAAGAUGCGUUCCAAGGAACAGAUCCUGGAGUUGCUCGUGUUGGAGCAGUUUCUAACCAUUUUGCCCACGGAGAUAGAGACCUGGGUGAGGGAACACUGCCCCGAGAAUAGAGAAAGAGUUGUGUCACUGAUAGAAGACUUACAGAGAGAACUUGAGAUACCAGAGCCACAGGUGGACAUGCAUGACAUGCUUUUGGAAGAACUGACACCAGUGGGAAUGGAACAUAUGCCACCAAAUGUGCACCUGGAGUCACCUGAGCUCCAGGUAAUGGCACCUGUCCAGGAGGCCUCUGUGGCAGAGCCCUGGAUCCCACAGGCAGGACCUCAGGAGCUGAAUUAUGGUGCUGCUGGAGAAUGCCAGCCCUUUCUGGACCCUGGAUAUCCAUUACCAAAGCUUGAUGUGAACUUCCCAUUGGAGCAGAGAGAAGAACCAUGGAUUAAGGAACUACAGGAUUCCAAAGAAAUGAAGCAAUUACUUGAUUCCAAGAUAGGUUUUGAGAUUGGGUUAGAAAAUGAAGAAGAUACUUCAAAACAGAAAAAACUGGAGAAUAUGUAUCCAUUUAUUGUAACUUUAGAGGGGAAUGCCCUCCAUGGUCCCAUUGUGCAAAAAGAAUAUGCACAGUUAGAAAAUCACUGGGAACCCCCUCCAGAGGACUUACAGCCAGAUUUAACAAAACUUGUAGAUCAUCAGACCCCCACUCUAGGAGAGACAGCUGAGAGCUCCAACUUAGAAGAACCUCUCAACCCUAAACCCCACAAGAAAAAGAAUCCAGGAGAGAAACCUCAUCGAUGCCCACAGUGUGGAAAAUGCUUUGCUCGGAAGUCACAACUUACUGGGCAUCAGAGAAUUCAUUCAGGAGAGGAACCUCACAAAUGCCCUGAAUGUGGGAAAAGAUUCCUCCGUAGUUCAGACCUUUAUCGACACCAACGACUUCAUACGGGGGAGAGGCCCUAUGAGUGCACCGUGUGUAAAAAGCGAUUCACUCGGAGGUCACACCUUAUUGGGCACCAGAGAACCCAUUCUGAAGAAGAAACAUAUAAAUGCCUUGAGUGUGGGAAAAGUUUCUGUCAUGGAUCAAGUCUUAAAAGACAUCUGAAAACCCAUACAGGUGAAAAACCUCAUAGAUGUCCUAAUUGUGGGAAAAGUUUUAGUCGAUUGACAGCACUUACUUUGCAUCAGAGAACACACACUGAAGAGAGACCUUUCAAAUGUAAUUAUUGUGGGAAAAGCUUUAGACAGAGACCAAGCCUGGUUAUUCAUUUAAGAAUCCAUACUGGGGAGAAGCCUUACAAGUGUAGCCAUUGUUCAAAAAGCUUCAGACAGAGAGCAGGCCUUAUUAUGCACCAAGUCACUCACUUUAGAGGACUUCUUUAAGAAUUGUUAAGGGAAACAGAUCCUACAGAAGUUGACACUAACUCAAAAGCAUCUUAACCUAUAGCAGCCUAUUUGUCUUGGAAGAACCUCUUUGGGCUUAUAACAAAUUUUUGUUUGUUAUUUUUAAAAACCCAUCUUCCAAGGCAUAUGAGUUCUUAUAUUUGAUUUAUGCUGUCUCCAGAACUCUUUUUUUAAUUACAGUGAAAAACCUUGUGUUCAAAACAACCAUAAAUGAUGACAAUCCUUAGAUACCAUUGUUAUCUGACACCUUUAUUACAGCAGUACCAUAAUUAUCUUACUGCAUCUUAUUAAAGAUAAUUAUAUUAGAUCAGAUCUUUAAUUGUCCCCCAGGUGACAGUAAAGGAGACAGUGAAUUUUGUAAAAACAGUAAAAGUGUGUCAGGAACACAAGGAUGAAGGAUGUAUGUAAUUUGUCUGGUAGGAUCUGAAUUACUUCCAUUGAAACUUUUUUUAUGUUUAAGAAAAUUAAGAUUUUUAACCUUUAUUUUUCAGUUUUAUAAAAUUUUCUAGUCUGUUUGGAACAGUAUUGAUUUGGUAAUUGAUUUUGUUCACAGAAUAAGUAAGAUCUCUUUGUGGAAGAAUAUAUUUGACAAUUUAAGUUGUACAAGUACAAUCUAAUUUCAUUUAGAUUCCCUGAAGAAUCAGCAUGCACUGCUUUUCACUCGUCUUUUGUUAUUCAGUGCUUUUUCAUUUUUACUCAUUCUUUAAGUCCCUGUCUCCCUAAGUAUGCAUCAUAGAACAUAGUUCUGUGAGAUAAUUUUACAAAUAAUGUUAGGAAUCGCUGCCUGCUGUUUCCUCUACCUAGAUCCAUAGUGUACAUCACCAUUUGAGAAUAUCUGUGAGGUCCUCUAGUAAAGGGGGGAAAUGCAUCUCUUUUGACUCAUUGUUUCCAAAAUCCACUUGGCCCCAGAACUUUUUUCAUAUGCAUCCAAUAAUAGUCCACAGAACUAGUAUUUUUCGGAUAUCCCUUGGAACACACUGCCUUAAGCAAAUAUUUCUAUAACUCUCAAUAUAUUCCUGUUAAUUCCCAAGCCUAGUUAUCUCCAGGUGUUUCAAGGGUAUUAUGAAACAUUUUUUAACCAUGUAUGUCUUUUGUGUAAUACACCCACAUGCAAACACACACACAUAUACACAUACACACACAUACAUGCAUACACAUCAUUUUAAGGAGGCAAGGGUCACUAAUUUAGAAAGUUUCUCAGUGAUCCCACCCUCUUUGAAUUUUCUUAUAAUCAUACAUACACUGCUACUUAUAUAAAUGUUCUCAUAUAAUCACGCUAACAACUAAAGUUCCAAUAGUGAAGGAAGAACUCUCAUUGUCAGUUAAGACUGUUAAUACCUGAAAAUAUUCAUUGAGCCUAGUUCCUUAUUAUAAAAUACAAGAAUUGGAUAUUCAAGCAUUUCCCCUUUAUGAAGGUAUCUGGUCAUCUAAUCCUUAAAUUAGAAUUAAAGAAUUAGAGUAUAUCUACUCUAAUCCUUUGCAGUUCUCGGGAAUGAGAUAUAAGUAUUUGGGAGGGUAUAUACCAUGUACCUAAUUAGUCCUGUUCUAGACUUAAUGGUAAAGAAAAUAAGUCAUGAGUCAGGCUCAUAAAGAGUUUAUAUCUUUAGUUAAACAAGAGUUGGGAAACAAAUGGAGAAUAAUGCAAGAGAGUUUAUAAUCAAGUGCCAAAUCAUAUCAAAGUGCUAGAGCCAGGAUGUGUCUUUAAUUCUUGACAUCCAGGUCCCUGUAUGAUGCUGCUAUAAUUCUGGGGUUAAAAUGGAGAUCCCAGUAGCAAUAAACAUGUAACAUGGGAGGAGUCUGAAUGUAGAGAUGAAAAAUAUUGAAUGUAAUGGCUUCUCUUUUCUCUCUUGUGGACUUGCAUUCAACCAGAACAGUGCCUUAGAAUGGAUGUGCCCAACUGCUCUGUAUUUAUGCAAUAUUUUAAUAAAAUGAAAAUGUAUAUGCUC